UCACUCUGCCGCUCCCAGGUUCUUCUCGGCCGUGCCCCUUGGUCCUGGUGGCAGCGGUGGGAGCUGGAGGUCGUCCGGGACAGGUUCCCCUGGGCGCCCCCCCAUGGAGGAAGAGGUGCGCAAGGCUGCAGCCCCGGAUGCUCGCACUUCCCACUGGACGGCGACGAAGGCGGUGGCCGCGCGUGCUCUGGAGGGGGUGGCUCGUGCGGCCUGUAUGGGGGUGUGAGCGGAGGUGACCGGGGCCGGAUAGUGGAGGGCAAGCCGCGCGCGCGGCGGGCCGGCCAGCGGCGGCUGGAGCUACUCUGCCAGGGCUUAGAACUUUAAAUGAGAAUAAAGGGUAUUAUUUACGAGGAAAUGAGAGUGAAUAAGUCAUCUCUAACCUCUUCCAGCCUUGUUUUCAUAAGAGAGACCAUAUUAAACGUACAUGUAUAUAUCAUUGGCUGCUGCUUUGGGGGUUGAACGUCCUUCUUGGUGUCCAUUGUCCCCACGUAGCACGGAGGAACUUCUCUGCACUUCCAAGCAGAUUCCGACUUGCCGUUGUGUCCACGGAUGUCCUGUUUUCAACCUAUUUGAAGACUGCAUCAUCCUGCCUCCAGCACCAGCAGUUUCUCUGUUCUUGAUCAAUGUGAUUCACAGGAACUUUUAAAGUAACAAACGAAAUGAGCCAGGGCCGUGGAAAAUAUGACUUUUAUAUUGGUCUGGGACUGGCUAUGAGCUCCAGCAUUUUCAUUGGAGGGAGUUUCAUUUUGAAAAAAAAAGGCCUUCUGCGACUUGCCAGAAAAGGCUCCAUGAGAGCAGGUCAAGGUGGCCAUGCAUAUCUUAAAGAAUGGUUGUGGUGGGCUGGACUGCUAUCAAUGGGAGCUGGCGAGGUGGCCAACUUUGCUGCGUAUGCCUUUGCACCAGCCACCCUAGUGACUCCGUUAGGGGCACUCAGUGUCCUAGUGAGUGCCAUUCUUUCUUCAUACUUUCUAAAUGAAAGACUUAACCUUCAUGGAAAAAUUGGAUGUUUGCUAAGUAUUCUGGGAUCUACAGUUAUGGUUAUUCAUGCUCCGAAAGAAGAGGAGAUUGAGACUUUAAAUGAAAUGUCUCACAAGCUAGGAGAUCCAGGUUUUGUGGUCUUUGCAACACUUGUGGUCAUUGUGUCCUUGAUAUUAAUCUUUGUGGUUGGACCUCGCCAUGGACAGACAAACAUUCUUGUGUAUAUCACAAUCUGCUCUGUUAUUGGAGCGUUUUCAGUCUCCUGUGUUAAGGGCCUGGGCAUUGCUAUCAAAGAGCUGUUUGCUGGAAAGCCUGUGCUGCGACAUCCCCUGGCCUGGAUUCUGCUGCUGAGCCUUAUAGUCUGUGUGAGCACACAGAUUAAUUACCUGAACAGGGCCCUGGACAUAUUCAACACUUCCAUCGUGACUCCAAUAUAUUACGUAUUCUUUACAACAUCAGUUUUAACUUGCUCAGCUAUUCUUUUUAAGGAGUGGCAAGAUAUGCCUGUUGAUGAUGUCAUCGGUACUCUGAGUGGCUUCUUUACAAUCAUUGUGGGAAUAUUCUUGUUGCAUGCCUUUAAAGACGUCAGCUUUAGUCUCGCAAGUCUGCCUGUGUCUUUUCGGAAAGAUGAAAAAGCAGUGAAUGGCAGUCUCUGUAAUAUGUAUGAAGUUCUUAAUAAUAGUGAAGAGAGCUUAACCUGUGGAAUUGAACAACACACUGCUGAAAAUAUCUCCCGAAGAAAUGGAAAUCUGACAGCUUUUUAAUAAGAAAGAGGUAAUUAAAAGAUUAAUCUAUAAUUGUGUUAUAAAGUGAUUUUGAGUAUCAGAAUGUGUCUGAAAAAGCAUUGUUCUCAAAUAAUGUUCUCUAGAGACAAUCUUUUUUAAGGUUUCACUAAUCUGGACCAAGAAAUUACUUUUCUUAUAUUUAAAUGAUGGUAGCUCACUAAAAUGACCUCAGUACAUGGCCACUUUCUUUUAACAUUGUAUUAUUAUAGAGGUAUUUUAAAUUUUCCUUCACCAAAAUCUAAAUGCACUAAUGACAGUUUUAAGUCUAUAAAAAUGCUUUAUUUUUUCAUUGGUGAUGAAAGUCUGAAAUGUAUAUUUGUCGUGCCCACUCUAUCAAUUCUUGACCAUUUUAAGGCUUUUUGAUUUAAAAAAACAAAAUUAACUCAAUACAUUAUCCUGUAAUUUACCUUACCUGUAAAAAUGACUCCCGUUUGAUGAAUUAUUUUAAUUUUGAAAUGUUAAUUUAAGAGACUCCUAAGUUAUUAAAUGAAGGAAACUCUUUUACAACAAAAACAGAAAAGGUAGGAAAAUACCACACUGAAAUACUUCUCAGGCUGUGAGUUGUCACCGUGAACAUCUGAUGGCCUUCCUAGAUGGCACCUUGUUAAAACAGCGCACCCUUUGUCGGACUACAGCCUGGCUGGUUUUAUUCUUCAGUUACUCUAAUCCCUUGAUGCCUGGAACCUUGAUUACCAUUUUACAUCAGCUCUUGUACUUUUCCAUAUAUUUUCAUAAGGAGUUAUAUUGUCAUUUAGCUCUUCUAACAACUCUGGGAAAUGAAGUCAGAAGACUAGGGUAAUUUCUUAAAUUUAGCUCAUAUUGAAAUAAAAAGACAAAUUGAAACAAAGUUCUUUUCUAAGUCUGAAUGCUCAGAAUAAACAGGAUGUUUGUAAAAUAUGGUUUGUUUGUACCACAUACUUUGCUUUGUUUGGACCACUAUAUAUUUUGGUUUUCAAAAAAAUGUCCAUGAAAAAAAAGUUUACAGAAAACUUCAAAAAUAUGCAAAAAAAGGUAGAGUACUAUAAUUAAGUCUAUGCAGCUUCAAAACCUGUCACUGAUUGAUUGAUUGGCCGCAAAAAUACAACUAAUUUGGGUCAGUAUCUGGGUUGGGCUUGUUUGCAUUCUGCUGCUCCUGCCCGAGGUCACACAGCUUGGCCCACUGUGUAAGUAGCCACCACAGGAGCCUCACUGCCCACUGGCUUUAUCAGGGCAAAGUUAACAGUUUUCCAGUUUCAUGAAAUAAAUUCCAUUUUCCCAGUAUCGUAUCACUGACCCUCUAAGGAGCCUUUGUAGACAUUUUUUUUCUAACAACUAACUAACUGCCUCUCUCCAUGUAAUUUUAACACCACAGAUAUCUCUAUAUUUGUUUAUAUACUGUAUCUAUAUCUGUGCUUUGUAUACAAUAGAUAAAAACCAAUUUUCACUCCCUUGGGUGUGAUAUUGCCCUUAAUGAGA
Eubalaena glacialis (North Atlantic right whale) is the source of this 3218-nucleotide messenger RNA. RefSeq names its product NIPA magnesium transporter 2 (gene NIPA2). The transcript is spliced from 8 exons. Bases 660 to 1742 code for a protein of 360 amino acids. The record is from RefSeq and is a predicted model, not a curated record. Gene Ontology annotation, cellular component: membrane. Gene Ontology annotation, biological process: magnesium ion transport. Lineage: Eukaryota; Metazoa; Chordata; Mammalia; Artiodactyla; Balaenidae. Gene Ontology annotation, molecular function: magnesium ion transmembrane transporter activity.